Messenger RNA from Stegostoma tigrinum, 5189 nucleotides. It is a transcript of the gene sugct, whose product is annotated as succinyl-CoA:glutarate-CoA transferase. The record is from RefSeq and is a predicted model, not a curated record. Bases 121 to 1437 code for a protein of 438 amino acids. Lineage: Eukaryota; Metazoa; Chordata; Chondrichthyes; Orectolobiformes; Stegostomatidae. The transcript has 14 exons. Gene Ontology annotation, molecular function: catalytic activity.
CCUCCACUCACCCACACCUCCUACACCCCACAUUCACACACACCCCCAUUUUCCGGAUGCACCUUUCCGGUUGUCCCGGGAUACGGGCCUUUGCGGGUCAUUUCCGGGCUGACGAACAGAAUGCUGCGUUUGGUGACGGCUCCAGCGAGACUGUUCGGGACCGCAACAGGAAAUGUGAAACCAUUGGAUGGAGUUAAAAUCCUAGAUCUCACAAGGGUGUUAGCCGGACCCUUUGCCACAAUGAUCUUGGGAGACCUGGGUGCAGAAAUCAUCAAAGUAGAAAGACCAGGUGCUGGUGAUGACACUCGAGCCUGGGGCCCACCAUUUGUGGGAACAGAAAGUGCCUACUUCCUUAGUGUAAAUCGAAAUAAAAAGAGUAUAGCAGUGAAUCUGAAGGACCCUUGCGGUGCUCGUGUUAUAAAAGAUCUGGCAUCGGUUUGUGAUGUGCUGAUUGAAAACUAUGUUCCUGGGAAGCUAGCAGAAAUGGGACUGGGAUAUAGGCACAUACAGGAGAUUGCACCACACAUAAUUUAUUGUUCAAUUACAGGUUAUGGACAAACCGGCCCAAUGUCACAGCGUGGGGGUUAUGACUCUGUAGUAUGUGCUGUGUCUGGCCUCAUGCACAUCACUGGCCCACAGGAUGGUGACCCUGUUAGGCCUGGAGUGGCUAUGACUGACCUAGCUACAGGCUUGUAUAGCCAUGGAGCCAUAAUGGCAGGAUUGCUACAGAAAGAGAAGACUGGAAAAGGCCUGCAUAUUGACUGCAAUCUGCUUUCAUCCCAGGUUGCUUGCCUUAGCCACAUAGCUGCAAAUUAUCUUACUGGUGGAAAGGAAGCGAAACGAUGGGGAACAGCACACGAGAGCAUUGUUCCAUACCAGGCUUUUGAGACAAAGGAUGGCUAUCUUGUGGUUGGAACAGGAAAUGAUCAACAAUUUUCAGUUGUUUGUAAUAUCUUGUCCUUACCUGCACUAAGUCAAGAUCCUAGAUUCAAGAUGAAUAAACUUCGUGUACAGAACAGAAGAGAACUUAUUGAUAUCCUGUGUGCAAGAUUUCUAGACAAGACAACACAAAACUGGUUGGAACUGUUUGAAGGUAGUGGUGUACCAUAUGGUCCAAUAAACAGCAUUCAACAAGCAUUCUCUGAACCUCAGGUAAUACACAAUGACCUCAUCUUAGAAAUGAACCAUCCAACUGUAGGAAACAUAGCUGUUCCAGAAUUUUCAGGCCUGAAUCUCUCAAAAAGCGAUUUGAAGAAAGUCAUAGAAUGUCAGAUGUCUGAAGAAGGGUCCCAACCCAAAACAUCAACUUUUCUGCUCCUCAGCUGCUGCCUGGCCUGCUGUGUUCUUCUAGCUCCACACUGUAUUAUUCUGACUUCAGCAUCUGCAGUUCUUGCUAUAUCAAAAAGUGAUGUUCUUUUAUUUGAUUAUGGGAUGUAGAUAUUGCAGCAGGCCAUCAUUGAUUGCCGAUCUCUAAUUUUCCAUGAAAAGGUGGUUGAGUUGCUAUCUUGAUGUGCUGUAGUCCUCGGAAUGUAGGUGCACCAACAGUAAUAUUAUGAAAGAAAGUUUUAUAUUUGAUCUAGCAACAGUGAUGGAAAGGCAAAUUAAUCCCAAUAUAGGAUGGUAUGGGGAGUUGAGGGGAAUUUGCAGAUGAUGGUGUUCUUUUGCAUUUGCUGCCCUUGUUCUUCUAGGUUGUAGAGAUUGCAGAUAAUUCAAAGGAAAUAUUGAAGGAGCCUGAGUGAUUUGCUGAAGUGCAUCUUGUAGGUGGUACAUGCUGCUGCCACCGUAUGUUGCUGGUGAAGGUAGUGAAUGGGCACCAGUCAGGCACAUUGCUUUGCCCUGGAUGGUGUUGACUUUUUUGAGUGUUGUUGGACCUACACAGGUACAGGCAUGGGAUGACUAUUCCGAUCCUCCUGACUUUUAGAUGGUGGAUGGACAUAGGGGAGACAGGGAGUGAGUUAUUGCUGCAGAAUUCUUAGCUUAUGACCUGCUCUUGCCACUGUAGUAUAUGUAGCCAGAAGUGGUGUUGAACCUGGGGUAAUCACCAAUGGACAUCCACACUUCUGACAUUAUGGUUGGAAGGAAGGUCAUUGAUGAAGCAGAUGUAGUCUGGGCCACUACCGUGAGGAACUCCUGCAGAGAUGCCCUGGGACUGAGGUGAUUAACCUCUAAUAACCACAGCUAUCUUCCUUUUUACCAGGUAUGAUUCCACCCAGUGAAGCGUUUUCCCCUAAUUAUCAUAGACACGAGUUUUCUGGGCCUCUUUAACGCCACAGUUAUAUUCUGUUUUUCAAGGUUGGUUAAUACUCUCAUGUCAUCUCUGAAGCUCACCUUUUUUUGCAUUUUUGAACCAACCUUGUAGUGAGCUCAGCAGUUGAGUGACCCUGUGAGCAGGUUUUAGCUGAGCAAGUGGCAGUUAAUAUCUCUGUCAAGGAUUUCUUUCAUCACUUUCUUGAUGAUCAAGACAGGCAUGACCGCCCCUUGAUGAAGUCGUGGUGAUUCAGCCGUAUUUUACAAUAUAUUUCCAAGUUCUGCGCAGUGUCGUCCUUGCUGAUGGAUUCUACAGUUUAACCAAUGACCAAGCUCAGGCUAGCUGGCCUAUAGUUUAUUACCUCCCUCCUUAAACAGGAUGUUACACAUGUCACUUUCUAAUUUUUUGGGAUCUUCCCUGACUCCAACGAUUCCUGAAAGAUCACCACCAAUCCGUCUACAAUCUCCUCAGCUUUAGAACCCUGGGGUGUCGUCCGUCUGGUUGGGUGAUUUAUCCACCUUCAGACUAUUCAGCUUCUCCAGCACCACCUCCUUAGUGAUGAAUACUACACUCACAUAUGCCCACUGACCUUCUUGAAGUUUUGCUCUGCUACUGGUGUCUUCCACUGUGAAAACUGAUGCAAAAUCCAUAUCCUUAAGGCAGCACAGAAGCUCAGUGGCUAGCACUGCCUCCCCUGAGCACCUAGAUCCCGGGUUUGAACCGAGACCCUGGGUUCGAUUCCACCCUCUAAGACAACUGCCUGUGCAGAGUUUGCAUGUUCUCCUCAUGUCAUCUUGGGUUUUCUCCACAGAGGCGCUGCAGUUUCCUCUCUCAGUCCAAAAAUUUGCAAGUUAUGUGGAUUGACCAUGGGAUAUAUGGGGUAACAGGAAUAAAGUAGUGGGUGCGUAUGAAUGGGAUACUGUUUGGAGAGUCAUUUUGGACUCGAUGGGUUGAAUGGCCAGCUUCCAUACUUUAGGGAUUCUAUGAAUUCCCUGAGUAAGAUUAGUCCAGCCCUUUGUGGACAAAACAUACUUGAGUACAUUUCCACAUUGUCGCGUAGAUCCACUUGGGAAAGCUGAAACAGCUUGUCUCGGAGCACAUAGUUUAGAAGCACAAAUUUUUCAUGCUAUUGCCAGAAUGCUGUCAUGACAUAUCCUUCAGCACCUUCAAAAUUGUUGUGAUAUCUUGUGAAAUGAACAGAAUUAGCUGAAGCCUGGUGCCGGUGAUACUGGGUCCUCUGCAGGAGGCAGUGAUGGAUCAUCCCUUUGGAACGUUGGGCAGAUGACGAUACAAAUGCUCCAGCCUUGCCUUUUACAUUGGUGUGUUGGGCUCUGCCAUCAUUAAGGAUGGGAAUUUUUGUGGAUUUCCUGCUCCUGUUAAUUGUUUAAUUGUCUACCACCAUUUACGACUGGAUGCAGCAAAAUGGCAGAGCUUAGAUUUGAUUUGUUGCAGGAUUACUCAGUUCUGUCUAUUGCACACUGCUUCCACUGAUUAAUGCAAAUAAUUGAGUUGAAGUUUCACUAGGUUGAUACCUCAUUUUUACAUAUGCCUUGUAUUGCUACUGGCAUGCCCUCCUGCAUAUUUUAUUAAACUAUUUUAUCUUAAGUUCCCUGGCUUACUGGUAAUGAAAGAGAGGGGGACAUAUGCUGGGGCAUGAGCUUACAGAAGUGGAUGAAUGCAAUUCUGAUGCUAAAUAGGCCUAAUAAAGCACAGUGCUAUGGUCACUCCUACCGAAAUUUUUGGACAGAUGCACACUUGGAUUGGUGAAGGUGAGGGCAAGUGUGUUUUUCUCUUGUGUUGGUCCCCUCACCACCUCCCACAGACCUGGUCUGCAGCUACAUCUUCUCCGAAUUGACCAGCUUGGUCAGUAGUGGUGCUAAUGAGCUUGCUUUUAGCAAUGGACAUGGGAUUCAGCUAGCCAGAGUACAUUUUGUGCCCUUGCCAGUUGGUGUUGAUUCAUCAGCUUAGUCGGAUGUAGUCAGGAGGUUUCUGCGCCCAUGUUUGACCUGAUGCCAUAGGACUUGAUGGGAUUUGGAGUCAAUGUUGAAACCCCCGAGAGCAGCUCCUUCCCUGUAAACUGCUGUACUGCUACCUCUGAUGGGCAUACAGUAAUAAAAGACGGCAUUGUUAAUUCAAUGUUAUUAGUUAAUUCUAUUAAUUCAGUGCUUUUAAUUAAGUUAUAUGAAAUAGUACUAGUAAUGCAGUGAAAUUAAAUAGUCCUGGUAUCACUGAUGUUACUCACCAAUAAUAAAUGGCACUAUUAAUACAGUGAAGUUUAUUAGAAAUAUUAAACAGUGAUUAAUCCAGUGAUAUUAAAGAAUUGUUAAUCCAUAAUUGGAUUCGUUAAUACAGUAAAUGGUGAUGCUAAUUCAGUGUUAUUAAAAUGAUUUGUGUAUCCAUUAUUGUAAUAGGAAAUGGUGCUAAUAUUCAAGUGAUAUUUAGUACAGUUGUCAAUCUAGUGUUAAUGUGAACUAUUAAGCAAUAUUAAAUAGUACUGUUAAUUCAGAGAUAUCAAAUAGUGCUGUUUAUCAUAUGAGAUUAAUUCAGUGGUAUUAAAUGGUGCUCUAAAUCUAGUGAUAUCAAAUUAAACUCUUAAUCAAAUUAUACUAAUACUGCUAAUCCACUGACAUUGCCCAGUGCUAUUAACCUGGUGAUAUUAUGUUGUGAUGUAAUGAAAUUAUAGAAUCUUACAAUACUGAAAAAUAUUCAUGCAUGCACGAACUCCUUGAAAGAGCUUUCUAAUUAGUUUCACUCUUCUACUAUUUCCCCGUAUCCCUGCAGUGUUCUUCCUUUCAAGAAUUUACCCAAUGCCCUUCAACCACUUCUUUAAGCCACAUAUUCCAAAUCAUAACUAGGUGUGUAAACUAAUUUACUACUUUUCAUUUUUGGUUAUUUGAACAACAGCUUUAAAACUGUGAUCCUGUGACAGUGGGAAUUGAUG